This is a messenger RNA of Austrofundulus limnaeus, 15916 nucleotides long. RefSeq names its product ryanodine receptor 1b (skeletal) (gene ryr1b). Gene Ontology annotation, cellular component: sarcolemma; sarcoplasmic reticulum membrane; smooth endoplasmic reticulum. Gene Ontology annotation, molecular function: protein binding; ryanodine-sensitive calcium-release channel activity. Gene Ontology annotation, biological process: striated muscle contraction; release of sequestered calcium ion into cytosol by sarcoplasmic reticulum; intracellular calcium ion homeostasis. The record is from RefSeq and is a predicted model, not a curated record. Lineage: Eukaryota; Metazoa; Chordata; Actinopteri; Cyprinodontiformes; Rivulidae.
CUGUCCUCCAGCACCCUCACACACACACACACUCACACACACACACACACACACUCACACACUCACAGGCUGACAGAGGGAGCACAGCAGCGAGGACGGACAUAUAUAAAACCCUGAGCGGACAGAUCACCAGGAUUUUCUGUCUUUCUCCCGAGGAGCUGAGAAAGACCCCGGGAGGAAGAUGGCAGAAGGAGGAGAGGGAGAGGAGGAGAUCCAGUUCCUGCGAACGGAUGACCAGGUGGUCCUGCAGUGCACCGCCUCCGUCCUGAAGGAGCAGCAGAUCAAGCUGUGUCUGUCCUGCGAGGGCUUCGGGAACCGGCUCUGCUUCUUAGAGACCACAUCCAACGCUCAGAAUGUGCCGCCCGACCUGGCCAUCUGCAGCUUCAUCCUGGAGCAGUCGCUGUCGGUGCGAGCGCUGGUGGAGAUGCUGGCUAACACCGUGGAGAUGACCGAGUCGUCUCAGGGUGGAGGUCAUCGCACCUUACUGUACGGUCAUGCCAUCCUUCUGAGACACCACCACUCAGGCAUGUACCUGAGCUGUCUGACCACAUCACGAUCCCUCACCGACAAGCUGGCCUUCGACGUGGGCUUACAGGAGGACUCCACAGGAGAGGCCUGYUGGUGGACCAUCCAUCCCGCCUCCAAGCAGAGGUCAGAAGGUGAAAAGGUCAGGGUGGGAGACGACCUGAUUCUCGUCAGCGUGUCGUCUGAGAGAUACCUGCAUCUGUCCUACGCCAGCGGAGACCUGAUGGUGGACGCCUCCUUCAUGCAGACCCUGUGGAACAUGAACCCCAUUAGUUCAGGAUGUGAACUGGCCGAGGGGUAUCUGACCGGCGGUCACGUCCUCAGGCUCUUCCACGGACACAUGGACGAGUGCCUGGCCAUCCCCACUCCAGAGGAGGGGGAGGAGAARCGCAGGACGGCUCACUACGAGGGCGGCGCCGUGUGCAGUCAGGCCCGGUCCCUGUGGAGGCUGGAGCCGCUCCGAAUCAGUUGGAGCGGCAGCCACAUGAAGUGGGGCCAGUCCUUUCGUAUUCGACACAUCACAACGGGUCGGUACCUGUGUCUGGAUGAGGACAAGGUCCUGAACGUGGUCGACCCGGAGAAGGCCAACACCAAAGCAUCCGCCUUCAGCUUUCGUAUCUCAAAGGAGAAGGUGGACGUGGCCCAGAAGAGAGACGUUGAAGGGAUGGGCAUUCCUGAGAUAAAGUACGGAGAGUCCAUGUGUUUCGUCCAACACGUGUCCACAGGCCUGUGGGUCACCUACGCUGCUCUGGAUGCUAAAGCUGCUCGUUUAGGAAUGAUGAAGAGGAGGGUGAUUCUACACCAGGAGGGUCACAUGGACGAUGCUCUGACCGUGUCCCGCUCUCAGUCUGAGGAGUCUCAGGCUGCUCGGAUGAUUUACAGCACCACAGGUCUCUUCAGGCACUUCAUCAAUGGACUGGACUCCCUGAGUGGGAAGAACAAAUCUCCAGGUCCGGUGUCUCUUCCUCUGGAAGGGGUCAUCCUCUCUCUUCAGGAUCUCAUCUUCUACUUCCGGCCACCRGAGGAGGAACUGGAGCACGAGGAGAAACAGACCAAACUCCGCUCGCUGCGCAACCGGCAGAACCUCUUCCAGGAGGAGGGAAUGAUCACCAUCGUGCUGGAGUGCAUCGACCGGCUCAACGUCUACAACACCGCCGCUCACUUCUCAGAGUUUGCCGGGGAAGAGGCGGCCGAGUCCUGGAAGGAGAUCGUCAACCUCCUUUACGAGCUGCUGGCUUCACUCAUCAGGGGGAACCGCUCCAACUGUGCACUGUUCUGUGACAACCUGGACUGGUUGGUCAGUAAACUGGACCGCCUGGAGGCUUCCUCAGGAAUCCUGGAGGUUCUGUACUGUGUUCURAUUGAGAGCCCCGAGGUUCUGAACAUCAUUCAGGAGAACCACAUUAAAUCCAUCAUCUCUCUUCUGGACAAACAYGGACGGAACCACAAGGUUCUGGACGUCCUGCGCUCCCUGUGUGUGUGUAACGGUGUAGCUGUGAGGUCCAACCAGAACCUCAUCACAGAAAAUCUGCUGCCGGGUCGAGACCUGCUGCUGCAAACCAACAUCGUCAACUACGUCACCAGCGUGAGACCCAACAUCUUCCUGGGCACCUGUGAGGGCUCCACUCAGUAUAAGAAGUGGUACUACGAGAUGAUUGUGGACUACGUGGAGUCCUUCGUCACGGCCCAGGCGACCCACCUGAGGGUGGGCUGGGCUAUGACCGAGGGCUACAGCCCCUACCCCGGAGGAGGAGAGGGCUGGGGAGGCAAUGGGGUGGGAGACGACCUCUACUCUUACGGCUUCGAUGGGCUGCACUUAUGGUCAGGGACCGUGGCUCGCCAGGUGGCCUCGCCCAGCGCUCACACGCUCGCUGCAGACGAUGUGGUCAGCUGCUGCCUGGAUCUGAGCGUGCCCAGCAUCUCCUUCCGAAUCAACGGCCAUCCAGUCCAGGGCAUGUUUGAAAACUUCAACGUGGACGGCCUCUUCUUCCCGGUCAUCAGCUUCUCUGCUGGGGUCAAGGUCCGGUUCCUCCUGGGCGGACGCCAYGGAGACUUUAAGUUUAUGCCCCCGCCAGGCUACGCCCCAUGCUACGAGGCAGUGCUGCCCAAGGAUAGGAUGCGUAUCGAACCCAUCAAGGAGUACAAGCAUGACUUUAACGGAGUCCGCAACCUUUUGGGUCCCACCCAAUCCCUGACCCACACCUCCUUCACCCCCUGCCCGGUGGACACGGUCCAGAUUGUGUUGCCACCGCACCUGGAACGCAUUCGAGAGAAGCUGGCGGAGAACAUUCACGAGCUGUGGGCGGUGACUCGCAUCGAGCAGGGCUGGACCUACGGCAAUUUCAGGGAUGACAACAAGAAACUGCACCCCUGCUUGGUGGACUUCCAAAGUCUCCCUGAACCGGAGAAGAACUACAAUCUGCAGAUGUCAGGAGAAACUCUCAAGACACUGCUGGCGUUGGGCUGCCAUGUUGGAAUGGGCGAUGAGAAAGCAGAGGAGAAUCUCAAGAAGAUCAAGCUGCCCAAGACCUAUGUGAUGACCAACGGCUACAAGCCUGCCCCGCUCGACCUCAACCACGUCAAACUGACACCGAACCAGAACCAGCUUGUAGAAAAACUGGCAGAAAAUGGGCAUAACGUUUGGGCGAGGGACAGAGUACGGCAAGGAUGGACCUACAGCAUCGUUCAGGACAUUAUAAAUAAGAGAAACCCUCGUUUGGUACCGUACAACCUGCUGGACGAGAGAACCAAGAAAACUAACCGUGACAGCGUCAACAACGCCGUCCGCACGCUCAUCGGCUACGGCUACAAUAUCGAGCCUCCGGACCAGGAGAGCACUGGCCACGGCCUGGAGAACACCCGCGGGGACAAAGUACGGAUCUUCAGGGCAGAGAAAUCGUACGCCGUCACUCAGGGGAAGUGGUACUUUGAGUUCGAGGCRGUGUCGACCGGAGAGAUGAGGGUGGGCUGGGCUCGUCCCAACGUCCGCUCUGACACCGAACUGGGAGCGGACGAGCUCGCCUACGUCUUCAACGGAAACAAGGCUCAAAGAUGGCACAUUGGCAACGAGCCGUUCGGUCGGCAGUGGCAGUCCGGUGAUGUUGUCGGUUGCAUGAUCGACCUGACGGAGAUGAACAUCAUGUUCACCCUCAACGGAGAAAUGCUGAUCAGCGAUUCUGGCUCAGAGAUGGCCUUCAAAGACAUCGAAAUUGGUGAAGGUUUUAUCCCGGUGUGUGCCCUCGGCCUGUCUCAGGUCGGGCGGAUCAAUCUGGGCCAGAAUGUCAGCAGCCUGCAGUAUUUUGCUAUCUGUGGCCUGCAGGAAGGAUUUGAACCAUUUGCCAUCAACAUGAAGCGAGACAUCACCAUGUGGUUCAGUAAAAGUUUGCCCCAGUUCGUCCCUGUACCCACCGACCACAAUCACAUUGAGGUUUCUCGUGUGGAUGGAACCGUGGACAGCGCCCCCUGUCUGAAGCUAACCCACAAGACCUACGGGUCGCAGAACGCCAACACGGACAUGAUGUUCCUCCGACUCAGCAUGCCCGUCCAGUUCCACGAGACCUUCAAGGUACAAGCCGGGACCACCCCUCUCACCCGAGCCCUCACCAUACCCGAGGAGGAGGUGGUCGUCGUAGAGCCGGACUCUGAGUUUGAGGUUUUAAAGAAGUCUGCCAGUCGUAAGGAGCAGGAGGACGAGAAGAAGGAACCAUCGGUACCAAAGGAGGUCUCUGUGGAAAACGAGAAGGAGGCAAUGUCAGAAAAGGGGAAGAAAAAAGGAUUUUUCUCCAAAGCUAAAAAAGCUGCCAUGACACCUCUGGCCCCUCCUCCUGCCCCYCCAACGGUGCCUCGUUUGGUGGAGGAUGUGGUUCCUGAUGACAGAGAUGACCCCGAAAUCAUCCUCAGCACCACCACCUAUUUCUACUCUGUGAGGAUCUUCGCUGGUCAGGAGCCRUCCUGCGUGUGGGUCGGCUGGGUCACCCCUGACUUCCACCAGUUCGACCCCAGCUUCGACCUCUCCAAGGUGCGCUGCGUCACCGUCACUGUGGGGGACGAUAAAGGCAACAUACAUGACAGCAUGAAGCACAGUAACUGCUACAUGGUGUGGGGAGGGGACCUGGUCAGCAACCAGCAGACCCGCUUCAGUCAGGAGGACAUGGUAAUUGGCUGCCUGGUCGACCUGGCCACAGGCCUCAUGACCUUUACCACCAAUGGAAAAGAGAUCAACACCUUCUACCAGGUGGAACCCAACACCAAACUGUUCCCUGCGGUCUUCAUUCAGCCCACCAACCAGAACAUGGCUCAGCUGGAGCUGGGGAAACUCAAGAACAUCAUGCCAAUCUCAGCGGCCAUGUUCCGCAGCGAGAGAAAGAAUCCCGUCCCCCAGUGCCCCCCCAGGUUGGAUGUCCAGAUGCUGACCCCGGUCAUUUGGAGCCGCAUGCCCAAUAACUUCCUGAAACCGGAGGUGGGCAAAAUGAGCGAGAGGCUGGGCUGGAUGGUGGAGUGUGUGGAACCUCUCAUCAUGAUGGCUCUGCACAUCCCUGAGGAGAACAGGUGCAUUGAUGUCCUGGAGCUGUCGGAGCGUCUCGACCUCAUGAAGUUCCACUACCACACGCUCAUGCUGUACUGCGCCGUGUGCGCGCUCGGCAACAACAGGGUCGCCCACGCUCUGUGCAGCCACGUGGACGAAUCGCAGCUCUUCUACGCCACCGAGAACACCUACCUCCCCGGGCCCCUCCGCAGCGGCUACUACGACCUGCUCAUCAGCAUCCACCUGGAGUCAGCCAAACGGGCGCGCCUGGGCACCAACAGGGAGUUCAUCGUGCCCAUGACGGAGGAGACGCUCAGCAUCAAGCUGUACCCCGACACCAAGAAGGCCCACUCUCUGCCCGGCGUCGGCCUCACCACCUGCCUACGCCCAAAGCUUCAUUUCUCCUCUGUCAACUUUGUCGGAACAGACCCUGAUAUUUACACGCUUAGUCCAAUUUUACCUCUGCAGGACCUAAAAACCAGAGCUAUCAACAUGCUAACUGAGGCUGUGCUGGAUGGAAGCCAAGCCAUGCGUGAUCCAGUAGGUGGCAGCGUCGAGUUCCACUUCGUCCCCAUCCUGAAGCUCAUCAGCACCCUGCUCAUCAUGGGCAUCUUCAACGAUGAAGACACCAAACACAUCCUCAAGAUGAUCGACCCCAACGUCUUCAGCGGGAAGGAAGAGGAGGAGGAGGAGGGAGAAAAGGCCGAGGAGGGAGGAGAGAAGGAGGAAGAGGCGGAGGAUGAAGAACUGGAGGAUGAGGGAAUGGGUGAUGAGGAGGAAGAGGAGGAGCAGAAGGAACUGGAGAAAGGAGAGCAGGAGGGGGAGGAGUCCGAGACUAAAGAGGAAGGUGAGAGGGAGGAGGAGGGAGAAGCCAAAGGAGGUAAAAUAGAUGGAGAGAAAGCAGAGGAGGAGAAGGAGGCAGAGGUGGAAACAGAAGCCAAAGAUGAAGAGGAGGGUCUGGAGGAAGGACUGCUUCAGAUGAAGCUGCCAGAAUCUGUCAAGCUGCAGAUGUGCACUCUGCUGCAGUACUUCUGCGACUGCGAGCUGCGACACAGAGUGGAGACCAUCGUGGCCUACUCCGACAACUUUAUGCAGGGCGUUCAGAAGAAYCAACGCGUGCGUUACAACCAGCUGAUGAGGGCCUUCUCCAUGUCGGCUGCCGAGACGGCUCGAAGGACCCGCGAGUUCCGAUCACCACCCCAAGACCAGGUUCUUCUGUUGACCAACUUCAAACACAGUCCAGAAGAUGAAGACUGUCCCGUUCCUGAGGAGGUGCGGGAAACUUUGGCCAAUUUCCACAAUGGCAUCCUCCUUCACUGUGGUAUCCACAUCGAGGAGGAGGCUGAGGAAGAGGAGGUGGACUCCUCACUCAGGGGGAGACUUCUCAGUCUGGUGGACAAGGUCAAGAACUUCAGGAAGAAACCAGAGGAAGAGAAACCGGAGGUCGAGGAAGAACCAAAGCCGAGCACCCUUCAGGAGCUGAUCUCCCACACCAUGAUCCACUGGGCCCAGGAGUCGUUCAUCCAGAACCCUGAGCUGGUGCGUCUGAUGUUCAGCCUGCUCCACAGACAGUACGACGGGCUCGGCGAGCUGAUCCGAGCUCUGCCCAAGGCCUACGCCAUCAACGCCAUCUCCGUUCAGGACACCAUGGACCUGCUGGAGUGUCUGGGCCAGAUCCGCUCGCUGCUCAUCGUCCAGAUGGGUCCGGAAGAGGAGCGGCUCAUGAUCCAGAGCAUCGGGAGAGAGCGUGGAGGAGAACGCCAACGUGGUGGUGCGUCUGCUCAUCCGACGGCCGGAGUGCUUCGGCCCCGCCCUGCGAGGAGAGGGGGGCAACGGCCUGCUGGCUGCCAUGGAGGAGGCCAUCAAGAUCUCAGAGGACCCGGCGAGGGACGGGCCGACCGUUAAAAAGGACCGGCGCUUCAUGUUCGGCGGCGAGGGACAGCACGAGGAAAACCGUGUGCACCUGGGGAACGCCAUCAUGUCCUUCUACUCUGCGCUCAUCGAUCUGCUGGGCCGCUGCGCUCCUGAGAUGCAUCUGAUCCAAGCAGGUAAAGGUGAAGCUCUGAGGAUCCGGGCCAUCCUGAGGUCUCUGGUGCCCAUYGAGGACCUGGUGGGAGUAAUAAGUCUACCUGUACAGAUCCCCGCCUACGGCAAAGACGGUCAGAUCAUCGAGCCCAAGAUGUCUGCCAGUUUUGUCCCGGACCACAAGGCUUCCAUGGUUCUGUUCCUUGACAGAGUCUACGGGAUCGACAACCAGGACUUCCUGCUCCAYGUGCUGGAGGUGGGCUUCCUGCCCGACAUGAGAGCUGCAGCUUCUCUGGACACGGUGGCCUUCAGCACCACAGAGAUGGCCUUGGCUCUGAACCGCUACCUCUGUUCGGCCGUUCUUCCUCUGCUCACCAAGUGCGCCCCGCUGUUUGCCGGGACGGACCACAGGGCCAUCAUGAUCGACUCCAUGCUGCACACCAUCUACCGCCUGUCCCGCGGCCGCGCCCUGACCAAGGCUCAGAGGGACGUCAUCGAAGAGUGCCUGAUGUCGCUCUGCAAAUACCUCCGACCCUCCAUGCUGCAGCAUCUGCUCAGAAGGCUGGUGUUUGAUGUUCCCAUCCUGAACGAAUACGCAAAGAUGCCUCUUAAGGAUAAAGAAAUCUACCGCUGGCCCAUCAAAGAGUCCAUCAAAGCCAUGCUGGCGUGGGAGUGGACGCUGGAGAAAGCCCGGGAGGGGGAGGAGGAGGUUGCUAAGAAGGCGUCCACACGCAAGAUCUCCCAAACCGCUCAGGCCACCUACGACCCGAGUCACGGCUACAACCCGCAGCCUAUAGACAUCGCAGGGAUGGCCUUAUCCAGAGAGCUGCAGUCCAUGGCAGAGCAGCUGGCAGAGAACUACCACAACACCUGGGGCAGGAAGAAGAAGCUGGAGCUGCAGGCUAAAGGUGGCGGCACCCACCCUCUGCUUGUGCCUUAUGACACCCUGACGGCCAAGGAGAAGGCCCGGGACCGUGAGAAGGCCCAGGACCUGCUCAAGUUCCUGCAGCUCAACGGAUACGCUGUGACGAGAGGUCUGAAGGACAUGGAGCAGGACAUCUCCUCCAUCGAGAAGCGUUUCGCCUACGGCUUCCUCCAGAAGCUUCUCAAAUGGAUGGACAUCGCCCAGGAGUUCAUCGCUCACCUUGAGGCCGUGGUUAGCAGUGGGCGCGUGGAAAAGUCUCCUCAUGAACAGGAAAUUAAAUUCUUUGCCAAGAUUCUCCUGCCUCUGGUCAAUCAGUACUUCAAGAACCACUGUCUGUACUUCCUGUCCACUCCUGCCAAGGUUCUGGGCAGUGGAGGGCAUUCGUCCAAUAAAGAGAAAGAGAUGAUUGCCAGUAUCUUCUGUAAGUUGGCUGCUUUGGUGAGGCACAGAGUCUCUCUUUUUGGAACCGACGCUCCCGCGGUGGUGAACUGUCUCCACAUCCUCUCACGCUCACUUGAUGCCAGGACCGUCAUGAAGUCCGGUCCGGAGAUCGUGAAAGCCAUCCUACGCCAGUUUUUUGAGAGCGCCGCAGACGACAUCGAGAAGAUGGUGGAGAAUCUGAAACUGGGCAAAGUGUCCAGCAGAAAUCAGGUUAAAGGGGUGUCCCAGAACAUUAACUACACCACCACAGCCCUACUUCCUGUCCUCACCUCACUCUUCGAUCACAUCGCCCAGCAUCAGUUUGGAGACGAUGUCAUCUUGGAUGACCUGCAGAUAUCCUGCUAUCGGUUAAUGUGUAGCAUCUACUCUCUGGGAACGGUGAAGACCCCACACGUGGAGAAACAGCGACCGGCUCUCGGCGAGUGUUUGGCUCAUUUAGCUGCUGCGAUGCCGGUGGCGUUCCUCGAGCCGUACCUGAACGAGUUCAACUCGUUCUCCGUUUACACGACCAAAACUCCCAGAGAGAGAACCAUUUUGGGACUUCCCAACCAAGUGGAAGAAUUAUGCACCGACAUCCCAGAGCUGGAGGUCCUGAUGAAGGAGAUCCACGACCUGGCGGAGUCUGGAGCUCGCUACACAGAGAUGCCCCACGUGAUUGAGAUCACGCUGCCCAUGCUGUGCAACUACCUGCCCCGCUGGUGGGAGAGGGGUCUGGAGAAUUACCCCGAGCAGGAGGGCCAGCUGUGCACCGCCGUCACCUCUGAGCAGCUCAACCAGCUCCUGGGAAGCAUCAUGAAGAUUGUGGUCAACAACCUGGGCAUCGACGAGGCCUCCUGGAUGAAGAGAUUAGCAGUGUUCGCCCAGCCCAUUGUCAGCAGAGCCAAACCAGAGAUGCUGAAAUCUCACUUCAUCCCCACUAUGGAGAAGCUGAAGAAACGYGCAGGAAAGGUGGUGGCAGAGGAGGAACACCUGCGUAUGGAGGGCAAAUCGGAGGUGGACAGAGAAAACGGGACCAUUCGGGACGAGUUCGCCGUCCUGUGUCGUGACCUGUACGCCCUGUACCCUCUGCUCAUCCGCUACGUGGACAACAACAGGGCCAGGUGGCUGACGUGUCCGGACCCAGACGCAGAGGAACUUUUCAGGAUGGUUGGAGAGGUUUUCAUCUUCUGGUCCAAGUCCCAUAACUUUAAGAGGGAGGAGCAGAACUUUGUGGUGAUGAACGAGAUCAACAACAUGUCCUUUCUCACCGCUGACAGUAAGAGCAAGAUGAGCAAGGCCGGAGACGGAGAGUCUGGAGGCUCAGAUCAGGAGCGCAACAAGAAGAAGAAGCGGGGGGACCGCUACUCCGUGCAGACCUCCCUGAUCGUAGCGGCGUUAAAGAAGAUGCUUCCCAUCGGUCUCAACAUGUGCUCUCCUGCCGAUCAGGAGCUCAUCAAUCUGGCCAAGAUCAGAUACUCUCUGAAAGACACAGAUGAGGAGGUGAGAGAGUUCCUGCACAACAAUCUGCAUCUGCAGGGCAAGGUGGAGGACCCAGCUAUGCGCUGGCAAAUGGCUCUUUAUAAGGAGAUGUCAGGAAAGGCCGAAGAUGCUGAAGACCCAGAGAAGGUGGUGAAAAGGGUCCAGGAAGUGUCGGCGGUUCUUUACCACAUCGAGGUGACUGAGCAUCCAUUCAAAUCAAAGAAAAUGGUUUGGCACAAGCUGCUGUCCAAACAGCGCCGCCGGGCGGUGGUGGCCUGUUUCAGGAUGACGCCGCUCUACAACAUCCCAACGCACAGAGCCAUCAACAUGUUCCUGGACGCCUACAAGAGGAACUGGUUAGAAACUGAGGGCUACUCGUUUGAGGACAAGAUGAUUGACGACCUGUCAAAAGCCAUGGAGGAAGAGGAGGAGGAGGAAGAGGAGACGGAGACGAAGCCCGACCCCCUUCAUCAGCUGAUUCUACACUUCAGCCGCACAGCUCUGACAGAAAAGCUGAAACUGGACGUGGACCAUCUGUACAUGUCGUACGCCGACAUCAUGGCAAAGAGCUGUCACAUUGGUGAGGAGGACGAAGGGGGAGAGCAGGAGGGGGAGGAGCCGUCCUUUGAGGUGCGACAGACAGAGAUGGAAAAGGAGAUGGAGAAACAGAGACUUCUGUACCAGCAGUCCCGUCUGCACAACCGAGGGGCUGCAGAGAUGGUGCUGCAGAUGAUCAGCGCCUGCAAAGGUGAACCAGGAGUCAUGGUGUCCUCCACWCUCAAACUGGGAAUCUCCAUCCUCAACGGAGGCAACAGUGACGUCCAGCAGAAAAUGCUGGACUACCUGAAGGACAAAAAGGACGUGGGGUUCUUCCUCAGCGUUCAGGCUCUGAUGCAGACCUGCAGCGUUUUGGACUUGAACGCGUUUGAGAGGCAGAACAAGGCAGAGGGACUCGGGAUGGUUUCAGAGGAGGGCACCAAUAAGAAGCUAGAACGUGAUGAGAAAGUGAUGGCAGACGAUGAAUUCACCUGCGACCUCUUCCGCUUCCUGCAGCUCCUGUGUGAGGGCCACAACAACGAUUUCCAGAACUAUCUGAGAACUCAGACAGGCAGCACCACCACCAUCAACGUCAUCAUCUGCACCGUGGACUACCUGCUCCGACUGCAGGAGUCCAUCAGUGACUUUUACUGGUACUACUCAGGGAAGGACAUCAUCGACGAACCUGGCAAGAGGAACUUCUCCAAAGCCAUGACGGUGGCCAAGCAGGUGUUCAACAGCUUGACUGAGUACAUCCAGGGUCCGUGCACAGGGAACCAGCAGUCUCUGGCCCACAGCAGGUUGUGGGACGCUGUUGUUGGUUUCCUGCACGUUUUCGCUCACAUGAUGAUGAAACUUGCUCAGGAUUCCAGUCAAAUUGGACUGUUGAAGGAACUCUUGGACCUCCAGAAGGACAUGGUUGUGAUGCUUCUGUCCCUGCUUGAAGGCAAUAUUGUCAACGGCACCAUUGCCAGGCAGAUGGUGGACAUGCUGGUGGAGUCCUCGAGCAACGUGGAGAUGAUCCUCAAGUUCUUCGACAUGUUCCUCAAGCUCAAAGACAUCGUGGCGUCUGACGCCUUCAGGGACUACGUGACGGAUCCACGUGGACUCAUUUCCAAGAAGGACUUCUCCAAAGCCAUGGACAGCCAGAAGCAGUACUCCCCGUCAGAGAUCCAGUUCCUGCUCUCCUGCUCCGAGGCCGACGAAAACGAAAUGAUCAACAUUGAGGAGUUCGCCGACCGCUUCCAGGAGCCGGCCAAGGACAUCGGCUUCAACAUCGCCGUCCUGCUCACGAACCUGUCCGAGCACGUUCCCCACGACACCCGGCUCCAGAACUUCCUGGAGCAGGCCGAGAGCGUUCUCAACUACUUCCGGCCUUUCCUCGGGCGCAUCGAGAUCAUGGGAGCCAGCCGGAAAAUCGAGCGCAUCUACUUUGAGAUCAGCGAGGCCAACCGCAACCAGUGGGAGAUGCCGCAGGUCCGAGAGUCCAAACGGCAGUUCAUCUUCGACGUGGUCAACGAGGGCGGCGAGAGCGAGAAGAUGGAGAUGUUCGUGAACUUCUGCGAGGACACCAUCUUUGAGAUGAACAUCGCCGCUUCCAUCUCUGAGCCCGAGGGAGACGGGGAGGAGGAGGAAGACGAGGAGGAGGAGGGCGGUGGAGACGAAGGAGAAGCUGGAGAAGGCGAGGAAGGGAACGAAGAGGGCGAGGUUCCGGAGUCGACCUCCGCCUUCGCCGAGUUCCUGAAGAGCGUGAUGGACUUCUUCAACAUGUUCACCUUCCGCAACCUGCGGCGCCGAUACCGCAAACUGAGGAAGAUGACCGUGAAGGAGAUGGUGGUCAGCCUGGUGACGUUCGUCUACACCGUCCUGAUGGGCAUCCUCAUGUUUGUCUACAACAUCUGUAAGGGCUUCUUCACGCUCAUCUGGAAGGCGCUGUUCGGCGGGGGCUUGGUGGAGGGGGCCAAGAAGAUGACCGUCACAGAGAUUUUAGCCAGCAUGCCAGAUCCCACACAAGAUGAAGUCCACGCAGAUCUGCCACCUGAACCAGGAGCUCGAGAAGUCCAGGAAGCAGACGGAGGGACGGACCUGUUGGACACUGUUGGGGAAGGAGAAGAGGAGGAGGAUGGAGAGGAAGGAGAAGGUGGGCGUCAGCCUGGUUUUAACACUCCUGGGGGUCUCGGGGACUUUGGAGAAACGACAACAGAAGAGCCUCCAACUCCAGAAGGAACACCGCUUCUCAAGAGGAAACUGCUGGAAGCAGCUGUUGGAGGUCAAGAGGAGGAAGUUAAAGUGGAAGCUGAAGAGGAAGCUCCUCAGGAGACGGAGAAGGCGGACACUGAGAACGGAGAGAAAGCAGAGAAAGCUGAGCCUGAACCUGAGGUGAAGGAGGAAGAGCCUGAAGAAGAGGAGGAGAAAACCAUGAAGACCAAGACGAAGAAGGACAAGAAGCCUGCAGAGGAGGGCUUCGAGUUGUGGAAYGAGCUGGAAGUUCAGAGGAUAAAGUUCAUGAACUACCUCUCUCGUAACUUCUACAACCUUCGAUUCUUGGCUCUGUUCAUCGCCUUCGCUCUCAACUUCAUCCUGCUCUUCUACAAGGUUUCUGAAACGCCACCAGGUGAGGAGGAGUUUGAGGGAUCCGGYCUGUUCGAGGGCUCCGGCCUGUUCGAAGGCUCUGCUGCCGAGGAGGAAGGGUCCGGGUUAGAGGAGGGCGGUGAGGACGAGGAGGAGGAGGGUCCGCUGUACUACUUCUUGGAGGAGAGCACGGGCUACAUGGAGCCGGCCUUGUCCUUCCUGGCCAUCGUCCACACCAUCAUYUCCUUCCUGUGCAUCAUCGGCUACAACUGCCUGAAGGUUCCUCUGGUCAUCUUCAAAAGAGAGAAGGAGCUGGCCAGGAAGCUGGAGUUCGACGGCGUCUAUGUGACGGAGCAGCCCGAGGACGACGACAUCAAGGGCCAGUGGGACAGACUGGUGCUCAACACGCCAACCUUCCCCAACAACUACUGGGACAAGUUUGUAAAAAGAAAGGUUCUGGAUAAAUACGGAGACAUUUACGGCAGAGAGAGAAUCGCYGAGCUGCUGGGCAUGGACCUGGCCUCUUUGGACGUGAGCGCCAUGACGCAUGAGAAGAAGCCUGAGCCGGACACGUCCAUGUUCAGCUGGAUCACAUCCAUCGACGUCAAGUACCAGAUCUGGAAGUUUGGUGUGGUCUUCACUGACAACACCUUCCUCUACCUGGUGUGGUACAUGCUCAUGUCUCUGCUCGGACACUACAACAACUUCUUCUUUGCCUGCCACCUUCUGGACAUCGCCAUGGGUGUGAAGACGCUGCGCACCAUCCUGUCCUCCGUCACGCACAACGGAAAACAGCUGGUGAUGACGGUGGGUCUGCUGGCCGUGGUGGUCUACCUCUACACGGUGGUGGCCUUCAACUUCUUCAGGAAGUUCUACAACAUGAGCGAGGACGAGGACGAGCCGGACAUGAAGUGCGACGACAUGAUGACUUGCUACCUCUUCCACAUGUACGUGGGCGUGCGCGCCGGCGGUGGCAUCGGCGACGAGAUCGAGGACCCGGCUGGAGACGAAUACGAGCUGUACCGAGUCGUCUUCGACAUCACCUUCUUCUUCUUCGUUAUCGUCAUCCUGCUGGCCAUCAUCCAGGGUUUGAUCAUCGAUGCGUUCGGUGAGCUCAGAGACCAGCAGGAGCAGGUCAGGGAGGACAUGGAGACAAAGUGCUUCAUCUGUGGGAUAGGAAGUGACUACUUUGACACGACGCCGCACGGAUUUGAGACGCACACCUUGGAGGAGCACAAUUUAGCAAACUACAUGUUCUUCCUGAUGUAUCUCAUCAACAAAGAUGAAACGGAGCACACAGGACAGGAGUCCUACGUGUGGAAGAUGUACCAGGAGCGAUGCUGGGACUUCUUCCCUGCUGGAGACUGCUUCAGGAAGCAGUAUGAGGACCAGCUGGGAUAGACCCUGCUCCARCACGUCGGUGUCUUAGUUUUCUUAUCUGUCUGAGCGUCUCUGCGUCUGUUGAAAGCUAUGCACACCUCGACUGAACUUUUGUACCACCUGCAGCAGAAUGUCGACGACACUUUCCAACAAAACAACAAAGAGACAAAGAAAAUCCAACAAAGCCAGUCUUUUUAUUCCACUAUAAAUACAGUAAAUGGCCUUUCCUGUUCUUAUUUAGUGUAAACGUUAUAGUGCCUAUAGCAACGUCACUGCUUCAGCUGUCAGAACGGUCAGACUUUAAGAAUUAAUCCCUUUGUUUACGUUUGAGGUUAACAUGAAUCCAUCACAAAGUUCAGCACAUGAAGGUGACGUCAGCGCUCAGAAAUCCAGGAAAACGUCUCUUUUUAUAUUUGUUUCACUAAUUAAGUCAUUAACUUUGUUGGGUUUGUGUAAAAACAACAAAACUACAUCCAAGUCGAGCUUUAUUCUAAAGCACAUUUCAUGCAUAAAGCAGCCCGAUGUGUUUCUAUUAACAAAACACACAAACAGUGCGAAUGCACACACAGAUUUCUCAAAGAGAAAUAAAAAAAAACGUAAAAGUGUGUUAAAAGUUUAUAAAGUUGAGAAUCUAACUUUACAGCUGGACAGAGCAGUGUUGCUCCCRUCAGUUAAAUGUUAAUUUUUCACAUUUUAAUUGUGAUAAAACCCUAAUUCAGGACUUUUUCACAAAAUGCAGCGACACAGUCUUCUUCUGUGGUUUCACUCUCGAUCCCAGUCGCAUCAAAAARAUAAAAAAAUCACCCGGCUGGGUUUGAAGAUGUAAGUUUUCUGCCCGUUUCUUGUUUUCACGGUUUGUUUUUGCUGAUCCAGCUGCUCAGAGUCUUACUGUAGCUCACAGAACGUGUCUUUCAGGAACUGAAACACUUUCUAGAGAAAUACAAGAUUAUUUAUACGUCAUCACUCCGCGGCGUCCACGGUUGUGUCGUCUGUUUGUGAUGAACACAAGAAACGAGGACGCCAGGGUUAUUAUCAGACCAUGUUUCUUUUAAUACGACUUUAUGCACAAAAUCUGUGCUUUAAAAUAAACAAAUGUGUUUAUUUGGUCUGUAUAACUGAUAAAUAACAAGGCUCUUUAUCUGCCUUUUUGAUGAAAAGACUUAUUUUCCUUAAUAUUUACAUAAAUUUAUUUUUCUUUAGAGCUUUAUGAUAUUAAACUGCUCCUUUUCCAGACAUGAGUUGUGUUUGUGAAGAAAACGAGUCUUACGCUGAGGAAACAGGAAUGUUUUUGGUUUUUACAGUAGAACAGUUUUUAAUUCAACACAUCGUUUUUGUUUUGUUUUGUCAAAGUUGUGUGCGAAGCGUUGAUCUGACUCAUGAGGAGUUUGAGUUCACUCUGAAGUGUUUCUUUGGUUGUGCUCGCAGAAGUGAUGGACGGUUUGAACGUUUCAUAACUUUCCACCAGACUGAGAGUCUUCUGACUGAAGCCUGUGUUUCGAUACAGAAUAAACAGWUUAUUUUAAGGAGAA